ACUCCCUCCCACAGUGAACUUGCUGUUGCCCUGGAGCUCACUUGUUUGAAUAGGGGCUGAAUGACUGAGCUGAGAUCACUGCGGGCUGGGAAGCAGGAAAGAAACUUUGUUGUUCUUCAGCUUUCUCCUUGGGAUAUGUCAGUUUGGAAUUUAUUAUGAGGAUUUAUCCUGGCUGGACCUUGCGGACAAGUUCACCAGCAGACGGUGUCAGUGAAGAAGGAUGGAGAUAUAGAUCUGACAUCUAAAUGGAAGCAACAGUAAUUAGAAUUGCCAUCAUCAUCUGGAGACACUAAACAGUUGUGUCUACUGGGCAUUAUCUGGACACGCCUCACUGCAGGCUCACACCUGGUCAUUUGCACUACAGUAUGUGUAGGCGGGAUGACCGCUGCUUCAUGACUACUGCUUUGAAAUGGGAGUCUGAGGACAGUAAAACAUUCCACGCUCUAGAGUUCUGAGCUUCUUGUGGAAACAAAACACAGAGGCGAGGUCUGGUGUUCCGGAAACUGACACUGUCACAUUUUCUUCUUAGCAAGCUGCACGCUGGCAUUGUUCCUUACCGGUGUUUUCUAAUUAGAGCUGGAUCUUUCCUGGAGGAUUUACCUGUAGAUCAUUGGGAACAUUUAAGUAGAACCCGCCAUGGCGAUACCAUCUCCAAAAGCGAACUCCAAGAAGAAGUCUCCUCUGUCUUCAGUCAUUGGAGAUGACCCCAACUUUGUUUUUCUGUUUGAGAACAUUGUAGAUGUUGUGGAAAGAUGUAUGAGUUCAAUGCAAGCCGGUACACAAAUGAUCAAGCUAAGAGGUAGUUCCAAAGGUUUGGUUCGUUUUUACUACCUGGAUGAACACAAAUCCUGUAUACGGUGGAGACCAUCAAGGAAGAAUGAAAAAGCCAAGAUAUCAAUUGAUUCUAUUCAGGAAGUCUGCGAAGGGAAACAGUCAGAGAUUUUCCAGCGCUAUGCUGACGGCAGCUUUGAUCCAAACUGUUGUUUCAGUAUCUACUAUGGGGAUCGCAUGGAGUCUUUGGAUUUGGUGUCAUCGAGUGGAGAAGAAGCUCGGACAUGGAUAACGGGUCUGAAGUACUUGAUGGCAGGCAUAAGUGAUGAAGAUAGUCUUUCUAAACGUCAAAGAACUCGGGACCAAUGGUUGAAGCAGACGUUCGAUGAAGCAGAUAAAAAUGGAGAUGGCAGCUUAAGUAUAAAUGAGGUUCUACAACUGAUGCACAAAUUGAAUGUCAACCUGCCUCGACAGAAAGUGAAACAAAUGUUUAAGGAAGCAGAUACUGAUGACAACCAAGGAACUCUUGGCUUUGAUGAGUUCUGUGCAUUUUAUAAGAUGAUGUCCACAAGGAGGGAUCUGUACCUGCUAAUGCUGACCUACAGCAACCACAAGGACCACCUGGAUUCAGAUGACUUGAAACGAUUCCUAGAAAUUGAGCAAAAGAUGAUGAAUGUAACAAAAGAACAUUGCCUGGACAUUGUUGCUAAAUUUGAACCUUGCCCAGAAAACAAAAAGGAUGGAGUUCUGGGGAUUGAUGGUUUCACCAACUACAUGCGCAGCCCAGCAGGAGAUAUCUUCAAUCCAGAACACUAUCAAGUGAAUCAAGACAUGACCUUGCCACUCAGCAACUACUUCAUUGCAUCUUCUCACAACACAUAUUUGAUGGGGGAUCAGCUCAUGUCUCAAUCCCGCGUGGACAUGUACGCCUGGGUUUUGCAGACUGGAUGCCGCUGUGUGGAAGUUGACUGCUGGGAUGGACCAGAUGGAGAACCAAUUGUCCACCAUGGGUAUACCUUGACUUCUAAAAUACUUUUCAAGGAUGUCAUCGAAACUAUUAACAAGUACGCGUUCAUAAAAAAUGAGUUCCCUGUCAUCUUGUCCAUUGAAAAUCACUGCAGUGUGGUGCAGCAGAAGAAAAUGGCUCAGUAUUUAACGGAAAUCCUAGGAGACAAGUUAGAUCUGUCUUCUGUGCUGAAUGGCGAUUCUACAAAGCUGCCUUCCCCGGAGAUCCUGAAAGGAAAGAUAUUAGUGAAGGGGAAGAAACUGCCUGCCAGUAUUAGUGAUGACGCAGAAGAAGGAGACGUUUCAGACGAAGACAGUGCCGAUGAGAUUGACGACGACUGCAAACUCAUAAAUGGCGAUGCUUCCACCAACAGGAAGCAAGUGGAAAACAUAGCUAAGAAGAGACUUGACUCUCUGAUGAAGGAAUCCAAAAUUCGGGACUGUGAGGAUCCUAACAAUUUUACUGUCACCACUCUGUCACCUGCUGGAAAAAUCAGCCAGAAGCCAGAAUUAAAAAAGAAAAGUAACUCUGGACCUGUAGUGGAAAGACAUUUGAGUAAGACGGAAGAGGAGACUGAAUCUGGUGAAGAACCUAGUCCAAACAAGCGUCAAAGCCGUUCUUUGAUGGGAAGUUUUUCCAAGCGCAAGAAAAAAGGAGGCCGUAUUAAAAAGUGUUCCAGUUUGGAGGAAGGUGAUGAUAGUCUAGAUCGACAAGGAAGCCUAGCGAGAGCGUCGUUACAUUAUAGCAGAAUAAACAGGCAGAAGAAGACCAUGAAGCUUUCAAGGGCACUGUCAGAUUUGGUGAAAUACACAAAGUCUGUGGGUAUCCACGAUGUGGAAACAGAAGUCUCAAGCAGCUGGCAGGUUUCUUCAUUUAGUGAGACGAAAGCUCAUCAGAUCCUUCAGCAGAAGCCAGCUCAGUUUGUUAGAUUCAACCAAUACCAGCUUUCUCGCAUCUACCCUUCAUCCUACAGAGUGGACUCCAGUAACUACAAUCCACAGCCCUUUUGGAAUGCUGGUUGCCAGCUAGUUGCUUUAAAUUACCAGUCGGAAGGAAGGAUGCUGCAGUUAAAUCGAGCGAAGUUCAACAGCAAUGGGAGCUGUGGUUAUGUCCUGAAGCCGAAAUGCAUGUGUCACGCUGCCUUUAAUCCAAAUUCUGAAGACCCCUUACCAGGCCAGUUAAAGAAGCAACUUGUACUCCGAAUAAUUAGUGGCCAACAGCUUCCAAAGCCAAAGGACUCCAUGUUGGGAGAUCGUGGGGAGAUUAUAGAUCCUUUUGUAGAAGUUGAGCUCAUUGGUUUGCCUGUAGACUGCUCCAAAGAACAAACUCGUGUUGUGGAUGACAAUGGCUUUAAUCCAAUGUGGGAGGAAACAUUGGUGUUUACUGUUCAUAUGCCGGAGAUCUCCCUAAUCCGCUUCCUCGUCUGGGAUCAUGAUCCAAUUGGCAGGGACUUUAUUGGGCAGAGAACACUUUCAUUUAGUAGCAUGAUGCCAGGUUAUCGGCAUGUGUACCUGGAAGGUAUGGAAGAGGCAUCCAUCUUUGUUCAUGUAGCAAUUAAUGACAUCAGUGGUAAGGUCAAACAGGCCGUGGGCUUAAAAGGACUGUUUCUGAGAAAUCCAAAACAAGCGUCUCUGGACAGUCAUGCUGCUGGACCGUUUCAUCGGAAACAUUCCAUUAGUAGUCACUUAUUGAGAAGAACUGCCAGUGCUCCGACUAAAGGCCAGCAAAAACACAAAAAGGGCUUUCCAGAAAUUGCAAUUGAUUCCAAAGACAACAGCUCAGAAGGAGCAAGUGAAGAUAGGGAGACAGACGAUUCCUCUAUACCCCGCUUUGAUAAAGAGUCUGAAAGUGCUUCUCCAAUUCUUUCGUCACAGGAUGGUACUCCCACGGGAUUACAUAGAAAGAGUCUGAAAGGUAAGAGGUUAAGCUCUGGUAAAAGUAAAAGCCAUGUUCGUAUAUCUAGGGGGACGACGUUCAGUGAAUCAUUGCGGAGGUCUGAUAGAGGUCCUCAUCUGGAAAGUCCUGUUCAUAAACCAGGUGUGUUUGCCCGCUGUGCAAUGAAUGGCUCAGGUAGGAUCGGGAUGGCAACCAACUGUAUGAAAUGUAUGAUUGGCUCUAAAGAGAGUCCAGAUUUAGACUGUAAGUGGAGUGAUCACACCAGCAGCAAACCUGUUAUACAUGAUGUUUCCACUCAUGAGCAGUAUAGUGGUGUACAAGAAGAAAGGUUAGAAUUGAAAUAUUACGGUAUCACAGAUCAGCCAAGGCGGCAGCAGACAGACUUACUAGCUCUCAAUGACAAUGGGAAUGCUGAUGACCCACCCAGAAACUCUCAGUCCAUUGUAAUACCGGGAAAGAAAAAUGGAGACUCCAAAUGUGCUGGGAUGAAAAGUCAUCCUAGACAAAGAUGGCAAUGCCAAACAGGUGGCAGGUAUGGAAGUACUGUCAAUUUGGUCCCUGUCGGCAGUGGUUCAAUAUCCUCUAACUCCAGCAGCCUAGAAAGCGUUGGAAGUCCAGAAUUGUCUAUAGGCUGGCAUGAAAAUUCUCGAAGGCAAAUUGGCACCCUACAAGGGGAAAUGAAUGCCUUAUUCAUUCAAAAGUUGGAGGAAAUUCGAAGUAAAUCCCCUAUAUUCUUCACUGAUUCCAGACAGAUCUCAAUUUAUAGGUCAGUCUCUUCUUUAUGCAGUCUUGAAACUAUUACAGAAGAAUCCACCUUUGUUAAGGAUACCCCUCUUCCUGGUCCAACAUUUCUCCAGCCUGUUGCCUCAAUCAGAAAUGAAGACUGCAAAGGGUGUGAUUCAAUGGGAUCUCAAGCUGAAUGUCCCAGUGUAGCCAGUACCACUGACAAUAUGCACAGAACAAGCAAACUGAACACUGACCCUGCCAUAGGCAAGAUAUUUAUAGUGGCCAAUGGUCCGCCUCCAGAUACUGAAAGAACACAUGAAAGACCAUGCAACGAUAAAAAUGCAAAUGCACUCACUUAUGCCAAUGGCAAACAUGAAACCACAGUUUCCUUGAAAUUUACCAACAUAAAGCCAGGUAUGUCUUUAUUAGCUGAUGUUUCAAGAGAUGGCACCAAACGCUGUCAGUUAAGAGAGAGUCAAGGGGAACAAUUUUGUUUUCAAAGAAACAGCAGUUCCGAGGCAAAUAAAGUUACUAAGCCUCCAGAACCGCAAAUAAGGCUCAACACAACAAAACAGCCUUUAGUUUCUGCUGUUACAAGACCAAGGUUUGACCAACUUGUCCAGCAGCCAUCCCUCGCCCGUGCUGGCCCGCCUGUACCUGUGAGAAGAAGUAAGAGUGAAAAUCAUGUUACUUCAAAUAGCUCCGCCUUAAGUUUAAACUCUGCAUGUCAGUCCCCUGUGGCAGAGGUGUAUUUUGAUGCCACAGUCAAUGAUAAGAUAUGGAGCAAACUAGAAAUGAACAGUCAUAGGGACAGCAUGUCUUCGUCUUCCAGCAAAUCAUCCAAUGAUACAGUGAUUGACUUGUCUUUACCCAAUUUAGCACAGAAAAGUUUGCUCAAUCUUGAUAUACCUGAUGGUAACUUUGAAAGUAUUUGUUUACAAAAUACCAUACGACCAAGGUCAGCGACCACUUCAGCAAGAGAGAUUUCUUUAGGAGUAACAAAAAGCAAGUCCAACCCUAAUUUAAUUUCCAGCAACAAAGCAAUAGAUGAACUUUGUCCUAGACCACUGGCCAGAGGUCCUGAAGAAGUAUUGCCACCCUUACCACGAAGGAACACUUGGAAUAGACUAUAUGUAGACAGUCUGAAACAGACAACUAGGAAGUCCGCCUCUGAUAACAAACCAUCAACCACCCAGUCAAUGUCCAAAAGUCUUGGAGAUUUGACUUCAGAUGAUAUUUCAUGUAAUUUUGAAAGCAAAUACAGAAGCAUAAGCAGAAGCUUUAUUACACGAUCAAUGCGAGGCCAGAGGAGACCAGGUGGCAUGAAUGCUUCCACAAAGUCUACAGAUUCACUCACAGAGCAGCUGAAAAAGUUAACAAGUUUUGAGAAAGAAAAUGAUAUAACUUCUCCCACUGAUUUUCAUCCUGUUCAGUAUGAGGAUGAUGGCAUAAAUCUUCUUCGGAGGACAUCCUCCAGAAGUCAGAGCCGAGUAAGGUACAUAGCCAACAGAGCAAAACAGGCCCAAGAACGGCAAAGACUUCAGAAUCUUGUAAAUGGCAAUUGUAUAGAAGAAAGAGGAAAUCCAGAAGGAGCUUGUGCAAUAAACAAAGGGUUCUGUAUGGAUUCUAUUUCACCAACCCAGUUUACAUCAGAAUGUUUGGACAGGUUUGGACAAUAAUAAUAUAGUUAUGUGACUACGUAGCAUUUACAGUACAUUCAUGCAAACCAUGUAUAUGAUAAAGUUGUCCAUGCAAGAUAUACCUCGAUGGGAACAAACAAAAAAAUAUAUUCUUUCAUUUUGGGACUGGACUGCAGAAAUUCUAAAGCACUUAAAGAACUGUAUAUAUUUUUAAACUGAUAGGUUUACAUUGGGUUUGCAAUACUACACAAGUCGCUUUUUGUGUUUCCCAGCAAUGUUGGUUCUGUCGUCCAUGGAGGUCUCUACUCUCCUCCGACACUCAUUAAGAUAACCCCAGGCCAUUCGGGAUCAGUAUCAUUGAUUGGCGGCCGGGAUGCCAGCCUUCAGUAUACCGACAGCAGCAUCUCGGCCAUCAGUAUGCUGGCAGCAGGGCAAGAGCAAAGAGUCCCCUUGCGGGCUCGCUGCACUCACCACAGGUUCUAUUCCCACUCUAUGGGUGCUGUGGACACCUACGAGCGGGUAUAGCUCCUGUGUGCCAUGAUUCUGGAUGUCGGUUGUCAGGCACCGGUAUCAUGGCCGCCAGGAUCCUGACAGCCAUCAAAUUAACUGCAUCCUGGCCAUUCCUGGUCUUACAGCCAGUAUGUUAACUUUUUCAGCACUGCUUACCAAUGUGAAAUGUGAUCUUUAUAAAUCAUUGCUGUAUAUAGCACCUUUAAAUUACACUUUUAUUUUAUUUUUUGCACUGCCAUAUACAAUUUUUUAAAUAUGGCAUGUUUUAAAACAAAAAAAAAUAUUUUAAAAUUGUUCCUAAUGUAUUACUGCAAAAAAUGAUAAAACAAUUUUUUUUGUUUAAUCUUUUUCACAUUUUUAGUUUUUAAAGAGUCAUUUAUAACAAUGCCCUAGACCUAGAUGUACAUUUUUACAGAGUGGAUGUAACAAAAUGUGUUUUUUCUUUUCCAUACGUCAUUUAUUACAUUUUGUUUUUAAUUAAUGUACUUUAUUUUAAUCCUUGGUUAAACUAACCUUCAUUAUAGUAAACAUUUUAAGUUUGUA
This is a messenger RNA of Pseudophryne corroboree (corroboree frog), 7092 nucleotides long. RefSeq names its product phospholipase C eta 2 (gene PLCH2). Lineage: Eukaryota; Metazoa; Chordata; Amphibia; Anura; Myobatrachidae. Gene Ontology annotation, molecular function: calcium ion binding; phosphatidylinositol-4,5-bisphosphate phospholipase C activity. The record is from RefSeq and is a predicted model, not a curated record. The transcript has 24 exons. The coding region runs from base 637 to 6078 and encodes 1813 amino acids. Gene Ontology annotation, biological process: lipid metabolic process; phosphatidylinositol-mediated signaling; release of sequestered calcium ion into cytosol.